AUGUCUUCAUCGAGUGGAGUUUCUGGCAUACCAGACCCCAUAGCAGUAGACCCAGAUGAUCCGAUGCCCAUGGAUCCCGAGAUUUAUACAUCUGAUACUGACAGCAGUGAUGAUGAUGGAUUCCAACCUUUUGCUUUGCCCGAUUUCGGGGACGCUGUUCAGCUCGCUGAUGGUAUUCCUGAUGGGGAUCUACCCCUCGUGCAGAUCCCUGCACCUGUCCCACUCGCUGCUUUUCCCAUGGCAGAUGUGCCACUCGAUGUUGUGUCUGAUGACGACAUCAAUCUUUUCAUCGAGGGUCCCCCUGAGGAAGACCAUGAGGGUGGGGCCCCGAUUGCUGAUGAUGUCGCCAUUUAUUUGUCAGUAUCCUCUUCCACUUUGCAUGCCAUCGGAUUGCGUCGAUAUCCUACUGAAUCCGACUCUGAUACGGCUUUGUCAGCUGUACCUGGUUCGCCCCACGAGUUUGAUUUUGAUCCUGAGUUCGAGGAUGAGUUUGAUCCAGUUUUUCCUCCUGAUUUUGAUCCCGAUCACGAGAACGAGUUUAUUCCUGAUGACCAGCCCUUGGAGGCACCAGUGGUUCCUAUUGAUCAGUUUCUUGAUGGACCUGCCGACUUUGAAAUGGCCUUUGUCGACCUUGAGCCUGUUGUAGCACCAGAGCCUGUUAUUGCUCCUGACCCUGUACUCGUGCACGACCCUGUUCUUAUGGAUGCACCAACCAUUGCACCACCUAUUGUUGAUAUUCCCAUUGUUGCACCACCGGUGGCGGAUGUUCCUAUUGCUGAUGCACCUCUACCUGAUCCUGUGCCGGCAUUUGUUGACCGUGCACCUUUUACCACUCACAUCGAUCCGAGAUAUGCCGACACCCGUAAUGGGUGGAUCGAGGAUGAUGAUGAUUAUCCUCCGUUUGUACUACCAGUCACUCCUCCUGUCGCACCCAUCUCUGCACCGAUUAAUGUUGCCCCUCAUUUUCCCCAUGUGUCAGACAUCCAUCGCACCGACCUUCCUAUCACUUUUCUCCAGGACAUUCCUCCACCUCAUCCUAGGGAGGGUUCGUCGAGACAGCAGCCUACUUUUGUUCCGCCUAUGUCGUCAGCUGUACCAUUCAUGUCUCAGCUUCCUCGUACUACAUCACCUUUUGUACCCUUGGGCGAGCCAUUUCUCUGGUCUUCGCCUAAUGUUAUGCCACUAUCAGACCCAUAUCACCCUUUCCAUGUCGGAUAUACCACAGAUGAUAUACUUAUAUCUCCACAGUUACAGCAGGACGCAUUGAGUCGUCGCGUUCGGGAGCUUGAGAGGAUUCCACGUCCUCCCCCGUGUCACUGUCAGACUCCUUUUGCUACACCACCAGCUCCUCUUCCACUACCCCCUGAUUCUGACAUCCGUUUCCUUACUCCUGAGCAGCAGAUUGCUUAUCUGUUGUGCGUCAUCCAUGCACUAGAGGAGGAUUGGGUGCACAUGCGCCGUCUGAUUUUCUUCCCUCCUCCUCCUCCGCCAUCAGCGUAG
This is a messenger RNA of Helianthus annuus (common sunflower), 1500 nucleotides long. Its product is annotated as calphotin-like. The transcript is spliced from 2 exons. The record is from RefSeq and is a predicted model, not a curated record. Lineage: Eukaryota; Viridiplantae; Streptophyta; Magnoliopsida; Asterales; Asteraceae. Bases 1 to 1500 code for a protein of 499 amino acids.